AUGUCCCAAGGACUUCACGGAGUUCUGGCAGGGAACUUCAAUUGCAGCAGUCUUCCAUUCAGUUUCGUAGACACCAAUGAAUUCAAAAGACCCGGAAACUUCCCCACUUCUGCCCCGGACAACAUCACGUCGACUUUCUCGCCCUCAACUCCAUCCACGUCCACGGGUUGCAUUCAGUUCCCUUUCAUUGAAAAGCCAUCCGAAGGCCAAACCAAUGGGGAUUCGAGUACUGUAAAGGAGAAACUUUUGGCUGCACUGAAGGAGAUAAUCCCACACAAAACGAGCCUCAAUUUGCGCAUGCUUGUGACUUAUACUGUGGAUAAUGCCACGUCAGAUGUGAUCGUUAUUGACGAAACUGUUAACCGAAAGGAACCCGAGCUUCCAUCUCGGGCACCUGCAGGCAAUAUAUUGGAUCUUUCACAGAAAUCAGAAGACCCUGCAAAAGCCCCUGUCUUAGCCAUCGAUUCCAACUUGGUCAGCAUGCUACAGAAACCCACAGCACCAAUCUUUAAUGUGGUUUCGAACACUGGUACACCAGUAAGUCUAGCUCAGCCCACGAACACACCGCCACCCCCACCACCACUGAAUCCUGAAGCCGCACUUAUGAUGCUUCAAACCAUUCUUAAUGGAGGCGGUCAAGGUCAGUUUGGUUCCCUUAGUUUUCCCGUUCCCACGUCUUUUGCGACUUCCCAACAUCUCCCGGGUGACAUUGUUCCCAACGUCACUAUCAUGACCAACGAAAACAUUUUACCAACUUUUCCCUUUGGUGCGAAGGUCGAAACGAUGGUUAACCAGAAGACCGAGAGUGGAAGCGGGAGUUCCUCCCCCCUUUCUAAUCACGAGGGCUCGUCGACUCCGUUAGCCUUCAGGGCUCACCAAAGAAAUUCCAGUUCGGGUGGGUCAGGCGGCUUUAGUCGUCGUUAUAUGCAUCCACGGCGUUUUAUUUGCAACCAGUGUAGACAGCAAUUUUCUUCUCUGGCUGAGCUGAAUCGACAUACACUGGAGCUUCACAACUCAUUCAGGUGCAACUUUUGCAAAGCAAAAUUUACUCAGCGAUCAAAUCUUCAACGUCAUUCUCUAAAGCAUGUUGGUUUCAAACCCUUCACUUGCAAUAUUUGCUUAAAAGAAUACUACCGGAAGGACCAUUUGGUUCGGCACAUUGAAGUCACGCAUCCAAAUGUGGACCCUAGGAUUAAUAUCACCACACGGCUGACCUCAUCCGAAUGCCUUGACUUCCUAGACAAUUUGCAUGUCUACGGUGGUGCAGAUUCACCUUUUGUUGAAGCCGGAGUUGAUGUCAAACCGAUGUUAAUCGAUGGGUCCAAGCCCCUUUCUGUAAAAGUCGAGGAAACUUCCAGACAAGAGGAAAGCAGUUCCGACAGUGGAACAGUCGGUCUGGUGGUUGACAAAGCUGGAGUUGAACAGAAUUCUGAGGUCGAUCCAGGAACUGAUCAGGAGAUGCAUGAGCCCGUGAAACAAGAUCCCCCAAUAUCACCUAUUGAAAAAACCGCCCAGUUGCAAGAUUCAGAUACUUAG
Molecule: messenger RNA, 1536 nt
Organism: Mesocestoides corti
Lineage: Eukaryota; Metazoa; Platyhelminthes; Cestoda; Cyclophyllidea; Mesocestoididae
Source: the annotation of a GenBank genome assembly